UUCCGCAACUUCACAGUAAAAGCAAACAUGGAAAUUCUUGCUGCGGUUCAUCUGUUUACGCUGCAUUUGUUGAACUGGACCUUAAAGAAUGAAGAGCUAGAAAACGAACUGAACAUUCUUAUUAAAAUGCUUCCAGACUGGCAACCUUUCGAAAAGAAUCUCUAUUUCUUUUCUACAACACGAAAAAAUUGGUAUGCUGCUCGUGAUGACUGUAUGGCAAGGAAUAGUGCAGAUUUGGUUUCUUGUAGAUAUGGUGAAGAACAAAUGUAUAUAGAUGAAAAGUCAGUUGAAAAUCAGGAGGACUACUGGAUUGGACUCUAUAAGAACAGUAGUGUUACCAAUGGACUGUUAUGGACAGCUGGAUAUCAUGCAGGAACUUUGUACUGGAGUGAUGGUCAACCCAAUGGUGGAAAUAGAGAACGCUGCAUUUCCAUCCACUCUAGCGGCACAGUUAAGGCCCUUUGGCAUGAUGAUCUUUGUGGCAGCCGAAGAGCCUAUAUUUGUAAGAUGAGCCCAAAGAGUGUGUGGUUCUACUAGCUAAUUCAAGACGGUGGAAAUUGAUUAUAAGGUCUCCCAACUCAUCUGCAUUGUGUUAAUAAAUGCAUUGUGGG
This is a messenger RNA of Thamnophis elegans (Western terrestrial garter snake), 611 nucleotides long. RefSeq names its product CD209 antigen-like protein E. NCBI's taxonomy places the organism in Eukaryota, Metazoa, Chordata, Lepidosauria, Squamata, Natricidae. The record is from RefSeq and is a predicted model, not a curated record. The coding region runs from base 28 to 537 and encodes 169 amino acids. Gene Ontology annotation, molecular function: carbohydrate binding. The transcript is spliced from 5 exons. Gene Ontology annotation, cellular component: external side of plasma membrane. Gene Ontology annotation, biological process: biological process involved in interspecies interaction between organisms.